CGCACACCGGCACUCUCGCCACUGGAACCAGAGUUCGAUGACGACGUAGUCUUGGCUAGUCGUGCCGACUCAAUGAGAUUCUGCAGAGAUCGGACCAUGGGCGAGUCCUGUGCAAAUGUGCUUGCGCCGGUGGCUGAGGAGGACGCGAACCAACUCCUUAUGGCUCCCAGGGAGCAGAACUACCGAAAUGUUGCUGGGGAUAUUGCUGAUGGGUCUGAUGCUGUUGAUGCUGUUGUUGAAGAAGCAGAUGGGCAGCAGCUGCAUCAGCCAUUUUUUGCUGCUGUUGCUGUUGUGGGCUCGUCGUUGACGUGUUCGGAGUCGGUUGUUGAGCAAUCAAACCAGUGGCGCGUUGCAAAGUCUGCUGCUGCGCCUGAGAAGAGGGAUGUGCUUGGAGGAUGCAGCCAGGUGACAGAGAAGCAGCAGCUGAUGGUGCGAAUCUAG
This is a messenger RNA of Mesocestoides corti, 441 nucleotides long. NCBI's taxonomy places the organism in Eukaryota, Metazoa, Platyhelminthes, Cestoda, Cyclophyllidea, Mesocestoididae. The record is from the annotation of a GenBank genome assembly.